AUGGCUGGUCGGCUUGCCAAAUUGUUCGUCUCUAAUUUGCGCCAAAACAUAAGAUCGUUAAGCGAUCGUGCACCAAAAACCAUGCCGCAUUCAGAAGGAAAACGAGGUGUCUUUAUUGUGCUGGAAGGAUGUGACCGAACCGGCAAAACAUCACAGUGCAAAACGCUCGUGAACAAACUAGAACAAGCGAACAUUACGGCACGGUACAUGAACUUUCCGGACCGAUCUACGCAGAGCGGCCAGCUGAUAAAUGGAUACCUGACCAGAAAGGACGAUUUUACUGAUGAAGGAAUUCACCUUCUGUUCACACUAAACCGGUGGGAGCGAAUGAAGGAAAUGGAGAAAGUUCUUAAAAGUGGUGUUAACCUGAUUGUCGAUCGCUAUUCCUACUCGGGAGUUGCAUUUAGCAGUGCCAAGGGACUAGAUUUGGAGUGGUGUAAAGCGCCUGAAUCCGGGCUGCUGAAGCCGGACUUGGUGAUACUGCUGACGUUGUCACCGGAAGCACUUGCGAGACGAGGCGGCUUCGGUGAUGAGCGUUAUGAGGUUCCCGCGUUCCAGAAGAAAGUCAUUGAAAAGUAUGGUUUGCUGAAGGACGAUCGAUACUGGAAAGCGAUAGAUGCGGAUAAAACGUUCGAGGAUUUGACCGUGGAGUUGUAUGAAGAGGUGCUGCGUACGAUUGAGAAUGCUGGCGACAAGCCGCUAGAGAAAUUGUGGUGAUCGGCUUAACAACCCGGUAUGUGUCCUUAGACCAAAUGAAAGUUAUUCGUGUAAACAGUGUUAUUUUAAUAGUUAAAGAUA
Molecule: messenger RNA, 798 nt
Organism: Anopheles maculipalpis
Lineage: Eukaryota; Metazoa; Arthropoda; Insecta; Diptera; Culicidae
Exons: 2
Coding region: 1-717 (238 amino acids)
Biological process (GO): dTDP biosynthetic process; dTTP biosynthetic process; dUDP biosynthetic process
Cellular component (GO): cytoplasm; nucleus; cytosol
Molecular function (GO): dTMP kinase activity; ATP binding
Source: RefSeq, a predicted model, not a curated record